Molecule: messenger RNA, 859 nt
Organism: Cynara cardunculus var. scolymus (artichoke)
Lineage: Eukaryota; Viridiplantae; Streptophyta; Magnoliopsida; Asterales; Asteraceae
Product: protein LIGHT-DEPENDENT SHORT HYPOCOTYLS 10-like
Exons: 2
Coding region: 169-681 (170 amino acids)
Biological process (GO): mRNA transcription; response to light stimulus
Cellular component (GO): nucleus
Source: RefSeq, a predicted model, not a curated record
AGAGAAAGGGCACUUGAUGCAUAUGGCCCCCAUUGCAUCUCAUCAAACCUCAUAUCGAUGUGAUCGAUAUGUACCACCAAUACACCUCCCUUUUCAUCCUCCCUGACCUCCUCUUCUUCAGAUCUUAUUUAACAAACUAAUUCCACCCUCAUUGGUCGUGAUCUAAGUAUGUCCUUUGACAGAGGAAAGGAGCCAGCAGAUCAUGGAUCAUCAGGUGAUCCACCGCCACCUUCCCCUAGUCGCUACGAGUCCCAGAAACGAAGAGACUGGAACACCUUCGGCCAGUACCUGAGAAACCAAAGGCCUCCCGUCCAUAUCUCCCACUGCAACAGCAACCAUGUGCUUGAGUUCCUACGCUACCUGGAUCAGUUCGGCAAGACCAAAGUUCACUUGCAAGGUUGUAUCUUUUACGGUCAGCCUGAGCCACCGGCUCCGUGUACCUGCCCACUUAGACAAGCCUGGGGAAGCCUUGAUGCCCUCAUCGGCCGGCUCCGUGCCGCCUACGAAGAAAACGGAGGGUCACCCGAAUCAAACCCUUUUGCCAGCAGUACGAUUCGGGUUUACCUUAGAGAAGUCAAGGACUGUCAAGCUAAAGCUAGGGGAAUCCCAUACAAAAAGAAGAAGAAGAAGACGACCUCCAUGGGAGGAGAAGACUCGAGCUCCACAGUGCAUUUCUCUUGAUCGCCAUAUAGGGAACGGAUUCGGCAAAAGAAAAGCACGCUGUUUGUAAGAUUUGUAUUAAUGUACUAGUAUUUGUCAAUCAAUUGAUAUUUGUAAUCAAAACCUAUUUGUUUAAACAAGUGUAAAUCCUAAGACUGCUCGAUAUUAUAUAUAUGUAAUUUCGGCAAUUUGCAAGGUA